AUGGAUCCCCGAUAUGUGAUGAAGGGGAUUGACUUCUCGCUGCCCCUGAGAGAGCGGGUGAUUGAGUACCAGAAGAAUUUCCUGGAGGACCCGAACUUCGACGGCUUCGACGCGUACGCGCUGAGGAACAACGUCCGGUGCAUUUCCGUCUCCCCGACUCGGACAGAAUGGGAGCUCGAAAUCCUCCCUCAUCUCUGCAACAAGGGCGGAAAGCUUCACGGAGGCGCCGCCUGCACGAUUCUGGACAACCUGACCACGACGACGCUGGUCGCAAGUGCCAGGCCGGGAUUCAUGGACGUCGGACACGUCAGUCGGAACAUCAACAUGACCUAUCUCCGACCGGUCGUGGAGGGCGCGACGGUGAGGGUGGUCUGCGAGCUGGUGGCGGGUGGUAGAACCCUCGUCAACAUGAAGGGAGAGAUUAUCCAAGACGGCAAGGUGUGUGUGACAUGUCUCCACGACAAGGUCUUCUUGCGUCAGCCGCCGGAACCCUCCAAGUUGUAG
Messenger RNA from Cladophialophora bantiana CBS 173.52, 504 nucleotides. RefSeq lists its product as uncharacterized. Bases 1 to 504 code for a protein of 167 amino acids. The transcript has a single exon. NCBI's taxonomy places the organism in Eukaryota, Fungi, Ascomycota, Eurotiomycetes, Chaetothyriales, Herpotrichiellaceae. The record is from RefSeq and is a predicted model, not a curated record. Gene Ontology annotation, molecular function: fatty acyl-CoA hydrolase activity.